Molecule: messenger RNA, 4407 nt
Organism: Lecanosticta acicola
Lineage: Eukaryota; Fungi; Ascomycota; Dothideomycetes; Mycosphaerellales; Mycosphaerellaceae
Source: the annotation of a GenBank genome assembly
AUGCGCCUCGUGCUCGGCCUGAUCUACAGCCUGCUGCUGGCGCUUCCCGCUGUUGGCAAAAAGGACAAACCCGAGAUAGAAGAGUCCAAGUUUGACGACAGGCCCGGUAGCCUCACAUACUUCGAAGACAGCGACAUCGUCCUUGCCACCGUUGGCGAAACACAGACAACGUAUCGGUCGGAAGAUGGCGGCGCAAAUUGGAAGAAGCUGGACAAGGUGGAGGAGGGCGAGGUCAUGGAGGUGUUGAAGCAUCCGUAUGACAGGAAGACGGCGGUAAUUCUGGGCACCAAGAAGCAACACUGGAUAACUCACAACCGUGGAGAGUCUUGGAAGAGCUUCAAGUCAAAGGAUAUACCUUCGCUGUCGCGGCCGGGCAUCGCCUUCCACGCCACCGACCCUGAUCGCAUGCUCUUUCACGCGGAAGAAUGCAGAGGCCUCUUCUGCGAGGACAUCGUAUAUUACACCACCGAUGGCUUUGAAUCCGACCCUCAGCUUUUGAGCGAUAAUGUUAUUUCUUGCAUUUGGGCGAAGACCACGGACGUAUUCACGACGGGCGACGACAAGCUCGACAAAGACCGAGUGCUGUGCAUUGCGAAAGGCAAGUUCUCCUUGUUCUCCUCCGAUCAUCGAAUUGUCAUGACCGACGACUUUUUCCACUCCGAGCCGGUGGAGCCUGUCAUGAGUAGUGGCCAGACCAUAGAAGGCGUGAACAACGUUGCUGCGGUCAAGAAAUACAUGGUAUUUGCUGCUAAGAGCGAGAGAACUACGGAAAUGGCCAUGUACGUCUCUGACGACACCAAGACAUGGCAUCGCGCAGAGUUCGGGGAACACAAGCUGGAAGAAGAUGCGUACACCCUGCUCGAGAGCACAAACUACAGCAUGCAGGUGGAUGUCAUGACCACCAGGCCAUUGACAGGCCCCAUGGGUGUGCUCCUCACUUCGAACAGCAACGGUACAUUUUUCACCAAGAAUGUGGAGCAUACCAACCGCAACACUCGCGGAUUCGUCGAUUUCGAAAAGGUUACGAACAUCCAGGGCAUCGUCAUUGUAAAUCUCGUGGAGAAUUGGGAAGAGGUUGAGCGCAAGCCCUUGGAAGACAAGGAAAUCAUUUCGAAGAUCUCCUUUGAUGAUGGGAGGACCUGGGAAUGGAUGAAAGUUGGCGACGAGAACCUCCACCUUCACUCUGUCACCAAGCAGCGCAACAUUGGUCGCAUAUUCAGUAGUCCGGCGCCUGGCCUCGUUAUGGGAAUCGGCAACACCGGCAAGCGCUUGGGUAGCUACGAUGAAGGCGAUCUGUUCGUCUCCAGCGAUGCAGGCUUGACUUGGAAGAAGGCGCUCUCAAAGCCACACCUCUACGAAUUCGGCGCUCAGGGCUCGGUGCUUGUUGCAAUUGAAGACGCAGAAACAAAAGUAAUCCAGUGGUCGCUCGACUAUGGCAAGACGUGGGAGAAGACGGAGCUGAAGGAGAAGAUUAAGCCUCUGGCACUGACAACAACCCCAGACUCGACUUCUUUGAAGUUCCUGCUGAUAGCCACCAAAGAUCAUGACCACGUCACGUACGGUCUGGACUUUAGCGAUCUACACGAGGGCGAGUGCAAGAGCAAAGAUUUCGAAAAAUGGCCUGCGCGAGUGGACGACAAGGGCGAGCCCACUUGUAUCAUGGGUCACGUCCAGUAUUUCCACCGUCGAAAAGCCGACGCUCAAUGCGUGGCUGUGUCGAAAGACUUUGAGGACCCGGAAGAGAGCAGGGAGCCCUGCAAGUGUACCGAGAAUGACUUCGAGUGCGACUACAACUUCAAGCGAGAUGAAGCUGGCAAGUGCGUGAAGAAUGGCCCGAUCAUCCCGCCUGAGGGGGCUUGCCAGGGCGGAAAGACGAAGUUCAAGGGUACCUCGGGCUACCGACUCAUUCCUGGCAACGACUGCACAGGUGGAGUCGACCUGGCCAAAGAGGUUGAAAGAGAGUGCACUGACUCCACUUCACCCCCUGCCUCUGGAGAGGUCGCUGUGGAAGUUACGAAAUUUGAAGGAAAAUUGGCCGUAGAGUACUUCUACCUUGAGCGAGAAGCUACUGCCAGGAGCGAUGACGAGACUGUGCUGAUGCGAACUGAUCGCAACGAAGUGUUCAAGACUCACGACCAUGGCAAAACCUGGGCGCCUAUCCUCAAGGACGAGAAGGUUAUUGCGAUCUACCCUCACUCGUAUGUCAAUGAUCGGGUGUACUUUGCAACAGAGGGGAAGAAGAUUUUCUACUCCACGGACCGUCUGCAAAACAUUCACUCUUUCAAGGUCAAAGACGAGCCGAACGAAAGUAGAAUUGAAUUGCUCACUUUCCAUCCGUCAGAGAAAGACUGGUUGCUCUACACUGGACAACGUGAUUGCAAAUCCGGCGGAGAUGGCUGUCUCGUAGUCACAGAGUAUUCCAAGAACAACGGUGACGACUGGAACACCCUCCUCAAAGCUGUUAACAAGUGCCAGUUUGUUUACCGAGAAGACCGGCCGGAUUCCGAGGAUCUGGUGUAUUGCGAGCAGCACGAAGGAGAAAAUACAGAGAAGCCGUUGGUGCUGCUGAGCAGCAAGGACUGGUUCGAACACAAGAACGAGCUCAAGCGUGACGUUAUCCAAUUUGCCACCAUGUCUGAGUACAUUGUGGUUGCUGUUCGCAACGAAGAACAGCAGACGCUUCAGGUCGAGUCCAGCAUAGACGGGGUCACCUUCGCCAAUGCCAAAAUCCCACCAAAUGUCGACAUACCCCACCAAACGGGUUACACUGUCUUGGAUUCGAGCACACAUGCAGUUUUCUUGCACGUGACCGUGAAUCCUAAGGAUGAUCAGUCUUAUGGAAGCAUCAUCAAGAGCAACAGUAACGGUACUUCUUACGUACUCUCUAUCUCUGAGGUAAACAGGGAUAAUCACGGAUAUGUGGACUUUGAGAAAGUGUCAGGUAUGGAAGGAGUGGCCAUCGUCAACCGGGUAGCCAAUGUCAAGGAAGUCGACGGCGGCGAGAAGAAGAAGUUGAGAACCUACAUUACCCACAACGAUGGGGCUGCCUGGGACCUUCUCGGACGCCCAGAGGACCCACCAAAGGGUAAAAAGUAUGAUUGCUCGGGCAACUCAAAGGAGAAGUGUAGCUUGCAUCUUCAUGGUUACACUGAAAGGGUGGACCCGAGGCACACCUUCGGCUCGCCAAGCGCUGUAGGCAUUCUGAUGGGCAACGGAAAUGUUGGUGAGUUCCUGGAAUCCAAAAAGGAUGCGGACACAUUCAUCUCCAGUGAUGGCGGUAUCACUUGGCGCUUCGCUGCCGAAGGACUCUGGCUCUGGAAAUAUGGUGACAUGGGCUCAAUCAUCGUCAUCGUCCAAACGGGCAAGAAGACGGACACCGUUCGCUACACUCUGGACGAGGGCAGAACUUGGAAGGAGUAUAAGUUAGGCGAGGAAAUAGCCGUUACCGAUAUCACGACCGUGCCCAGUGAUACCAGCCGGAACUUCCUUCUUUGGGGCCAAAUAGGCGACAAGCUCUCGACGAUUAACCUCGAUUUUAGCGGCUUGAAAGAGCGCAGUGAGCGUUGCAAUCUCGAUGAAAGGAAUCCUGGUGCUGGUGAUUACAAUCUCUGGUCGCCGAAACAUCCACUGUCCGACGACGACUGUCUCUUCGGGCACGUCUCGGAGUAUCACCGGAAGAAGAUAGACCGCGAUUGCUUCAACGGCAAGGAGAUGGAGAGCCAACUGAAGCAUCUCCACAAUAUCGCCAAGAAUUGCUCCUGUACUCGUCAAGACUUCGAAUGCGACUUCAACUAUGAGCCGGCUUCUGACGGCUCCUGCAGGCUUGUUGAGGGGCUUGAGAAGCCAAAUCCCGCGGCUGUCUGCGCAAAGAACCCAGAGUUGACGGAGUUCUACGAAGUCACUGGAUACCGUCGUAUUCCGCUUACCACCUGCUCGGGAGGGAAGGAGCUCGACUUCACAUCCAGAACACAUCCGUGCCCUGGCAAGGAGGACGAGUACGAAAAGAAGCACGGCAUCAGCGGAGCUGGCCUGUUCUUUGCCAUCGUCAUUCCCAUCGCUGCAGCGGCAGGUGUGGGAUACUGGGUUUGGAAGAACUGGGAUGGCAAAUUCGGCCGGAUCCAACUGGGAGACAACGGAGGAUAUGGAGGCGGUGCCUUUGAUGGCGACGCGCCGUGGAUCAAAUACCCCGUCAUGCUCGUGUCUGGCAUUGUAGCCGUCAUCGCGGCAGUCCCCAUGGUCGCUCAGAGUGUCUGGAGAAGCGUGUCUACAAGAAUGGGAAGGAGCCCGGGCUACACGAGACCUUACACGAGCCGGAGUAGCUUCCAACGGGGACGAGGGGAUUAUGCCGUUGUGGAGCCCGAUGAUGAAGGGGAGUUGCUUGGUGACGAUAGCGAUGAGGACGUCUAG